AUGGAUGGCCCACGGUGCAAUGGCUAUCGCAAGAAGAGGAGAUCCAAAUCCCAAAGGGAUAGGGAAGUCGGGUCCAAAGGAGGAUUAGGGCUUUCCAGGACCGGCUCUUUGCUUUCUUCCUCUGGAUCUGAGAGAGAAGACAAUAGGAACCCGGCUGCUUCUUCCUUGUCCAGACCAAAGCCCCCUAGGAGAAAGAGGAAAGAGUCCUCCUCGGCUGAAGAAGACAUCAUUGAUGGAUUUGCAAUGAGCAGCUUUGUGACUUUGGAAGCUCUAGAGAAGGAUGGAAGCUUGAUGCCAGAAGAACGUGAAGCCAAGCAGCAGACUCCUCUCAGUAAGAAGAAGCGGGGCAUUUUGAGCAAUGGACUGUCUUUUAAACCACAAAAGAACAAUAAACCACAAAAGAAUAAUAAAUACAGCCACCACUAUGGCUCGGAUAGGGAAAAUGAUCGCAACCUCUGCCAACAACAGUUCGGAAAGAAAAGGUUUCAGAAGAGACAGAAAAAGUUCUGUGACUCUGACCAAGGUCCUUGA
This is a messenger RNA of Bufo bufo (common toad), 531 nucleotides long. RefSeq names its product autism susceptibility gene 2 protein-like. Lineage: Eukaryota; Metazoa; Chordata; Amphibia; Anura; Bufonidae. The record is from RefSeq and is a predicted model, not a curated record. The transcript is spliced from 4 exons. Bases 1 to 531 code for a protein of 176 amino acids.